AUGCGUAAAACAUUUGAUGAUGCGCAUGACAAGACGUUUCUCUUUAUUGUCGCGCCCACAUACCUGGGUCCAGCUCCAGCCGCGUCCCCCGGGCUGCAUCCACGCCUCAAACCAAGCGCCCAGCGCAUCCCAGCCCGCCACGCCGAGCUCGCGCGGGAGCGAACCACCGUUCGGCUGUCUGAGGUGGAAGCCCCGCCCCUCGAGCCCCGGCAGGAAGCGGAAGCGGCGUCAUACGCCCGCCGGGGUCUCUUCCGCUGCGUCCUCCGUGUUGCGUUUAGCGCAUCGGGAUGGAAAAGAAUUUCUGCUGUUGGGAGUGACCCAGACUCCGCCCCGCGUCCUCGUUUCCUCCGGGACCUGACCGGCAAAUUUCAUCACUCUCCCAGGAUGGCAGCCAUUGAUCUGACCCAUGAUCUUUCUAGAGGUCCUUUUUCUCUUCCUGAGGAAAAUACAGAGGCAGAAAGGAUGGUGGCUGUCUGGCUGAAAAAUUAUCAACAGAUUGCAGUGACCUUCAAGGAUGUGGCAGUGGACUUCACCCAGGAGGAGUGGCUAUUAUUGGACCUCACUCAGAGAAACCUAUACAGAAACGUGAUGCUGGAGAACUACCAGAACCUGGUCGCAGUAGAAAUACAGUUCUGGAUUCAUCAGAGGCUGUGUCAUCUCUUGCAUGAGGCUCUCCUGUUAAUGUACCUUUUCCUGUGGACAGAAUAUCAGCUGUCGAAACCUAAGCUUAUCGCUUGGUUGGAACAACAAGAGCUGAGGACAGUGGAGAAGGGAGUUUUCCAAGAAUGGGAAACACAACCUCAAACUGAAAGGUCAGCGUCUCACCAGGAUUUUUUUGGAGGAAAAACAGCCAUUGAAAUACAAAAAGAAAGGACCCGCCAUGGAGCAAAACUCUCUGACUGUGAGCAACGUGGCAAAGUCUUGAGUAAACAUUUAAACCUUAGGACACACAUGAGAAUUCAAAAUAGAGGGAACAGUUUUGAGUGUAAUCAGUAUCACAAUGGCCUUCUUAAUCUGCAAAAGAAAAACUCCGCUAGAGAGAAACUUUCUGAGUUUAAUCAGUGUGGUAAAGUCUUCAGCCGGACUCCACAUACAGUGUAUGAGAGAACCAGCGUGGCAGAAAAGACUUUUGAAUGCAAUGACUGCGGGAAAACAUUCAUUAGUCGUUCACACCUUCAGGCACAUAGGAAAACUCACGGUGGAAGAGAGUUCAAUGAAUGGAAGCAAUUUAUAAAAGCUUCCGUUUUCUCAGCAGGACAGAAUGAGCAUGUGCAGACACACGCUGCUCAAGAACUCCAUGAAUGUAAACAAUGUGGGAAGUCUUAUGCAGAUUCCAAGUGCCUCAAUAAUCAUAUCAUUCGACUUCACACUGGAAGAAAACCCUUUGAAUGUAGUGAAUGUAGGAAAGCCUUCGCUACAUCCUCACGCCUUUAUGUGCAUUUGAGAAUUCACACUGGAGAGAAGCCCUAUCGAUGUAAAGAAUGUGGGAAACACUUCCAGUGGCCCUCACUCCUUCGUAAACAUGUUCGUACUCACAGUGGCGAGAAGCCCUAUAAAUGUAAGGAAUGUGGAAAAGCUGUCAGUCGUUCUUCAGUUCUUAAUGAACAUUUGAGAAUUCACACUGGAGAGAAGCCCUAUAAGUGUAAGGAAUGUGGGAAACACUUCGCUUGGCUGUCAGUCCUUCGUAAACAUGUUCAAACUCACAGUGGUGAGAAGCCCUAUAAAUGUAAGGAAUGUGGGAAAGCCCUCAGUAGUUCCUCAAUUCUUAAUGAACACUUGAGAAUUCACACUGGAGAGAAGCCCUAUAAAUGUAAGGAAUGUGGGAAAGCCUUUACUAAUUCCUCACGACUUAGUGUACAUUUGAGAAUUCACACCGGAGAGAAACCCUAUCAAUGUAAGGAAUGUGGGAAAGCUUUUGUUUGGCCCUCAGUCCUUAAAAAACAUCUACGAACUCACAGUGGAGAGAAGCCCUUUGAAUGUGGUGAAUGUGAGAAAGCCUUCAGUAAUUCCUCAUAUCUUAAUGAACGUUUGAGACCUCCUACUGGAGAGAAAACCUUUCAAUGUGGUGAAUGUGGGGAAGCCUUUCGGACUUUCUUAUAUUUUAAUAGCCAUUUAAGAAAUCACUCUCGAGAGUAGCCCUAUGAACGGAAGUACUGUGGGAAAGCUUUCACUAGUGCUGUCCUCCUGAUUUGACAUUUAAGUAUUUGCACUGGAGAGAAACCCUAUUAAUGUAAGGAAUAUGAGAAAGGCUUCACUUGGUUUUCCAUGCUUCAUAAACAUAUACAAAUUCAAAGUAGACAGAGACCCUGUAAGUGUACGGACUAUGGGAAAGCCUUCACUACUUGCACAUUUGAAGUCACACUAGAGAUAAACGCUAUGAAUGUAAACACUGAGGGAAAACCUUCUCUGUUUCCUCAAGCCAAACUCAACAUGGAAAAAAUUGAUACCGGAGAGCAACCCCUUGAACGUAAGGAAUGUGAGAAAGGCUUCACAUUGUAGUCGUGAGUUAACACCUAAAAAUGCACAAUAGGGGGCGCCUGGGUGGCAUAGCGGUUAAGCGUCUGCCUUCGGCUCAGGGCGUGAUCCCGGCGUUGUGGG
Ailuropoda melanoleuca (giant panda) is the source of this 2598-nucleotide messenger RNA. RefSeq names its product zinc finger protein 426-like. Gene Ontology annotation, biological process: regulation of transcription by RNA polymerase II. The record is from RefSeq and is a predicted model, not a curated record. Gene Ontology annotation, molecular function: DNA-binding transcription factor activity, RNA polymerase II-specific. The coding region runs from base 1 to 2136 and encodes 711 amino acids. The transcript is spliced from 9 exons. Gene Ontology annotation, cellular component: nucleus. NCBI's taxonomy places the organism in Eukaryota, Metazoa, Chordata, Mammalia, Carnivora, Ursidae.